AUGUAUUUAUUAAUUUUAAGUAUAUUGUAAUUUGCCAUCGUGAUUUAAACUGAAGAGACAAACAAUAGUGAAUAAGAGAUUUCAGAUUAUUGUGAUGCAGUUGCAAAAGACACUUCUUUUAAGGUUAAUCUAACAGUUUCAGAUAUUGACAAUAAAAAUUAUUGUGUUGAAGGCGGAUCUCGUGUGGCUUUAUUCGACACAAUUUAAUAAGAAGAUCAAUAUGUGUAUUUGUCUGAACAUUAUUGUGCCAACUUAUAACAUUAUCCAAUCACUUGCGAACAAUAUUAUCAUGCUUCAGAAUAUGAUCAAAAAGUAAAAAUUUAAAGACUAUCAAUUAGGCCAAAGCCAAUUAUAAGAAGCUCUAUGAAGAUUAUAAGGCCACUGGAGUCCCCAACUCUGAUUGUUUGGGUAUUGCAAGAUACGUUUUCUGUGCUGAAUAAUUCAAAUAUUGUAGUAGUGAUGAUGGAAAUACUGAUUAUGAAAUCUGCAGUUUCUUAUGUGUAAUUUGGCAAAAUAGAUGCCCUGAUUACAGUGAUAUUUAUGAUCGAGUUUGUGCUAAUGGAGGAGGAGAAAAUGGAAUUUGCAGUUAUGCAAUUAACUAUACUUUUCUGUUGUUUUUCAUUCUAUUUUUAUUAUCUUGA
Molecule: messenger RNA, 641 nt
Organism: Paramecium octaurelia
Lineage: Eukaryota; Ciliophora; Oligohymenophorea; Peniculida; Parameciidae
Source: the annotation of a GenBank genome assembly